AUGGGCUCAUUGCUCGCCGGAGUCGGCGACCUUGUCGACCUCGACGUCGUCGGCGCCAAUGGCCGGAUCUCAGCCUUCGCCCCGCUCGAGCCGAAGCUGUGCCUCAGCGACGACCUGAAGCCUUAUGCGCUACUGGGCGACGUCGAGGAGAAGCCCCUCUACCUGCCCUUCCCUUCGCCGGCUCCCGACCUUCCCGCCACCUCGACUACUGCCUGCAACUCCCCUUACGACGAGGUGACGUGCGUCGGCUGCGGCUUCGAGAUUCGGGACCGAUUUAUAAUGAAGGUGAUGGACGAGUGCUGGCAUGAGGCAUGCUUGCGAUGCUGUGCCUGCAGCCGUUCCCUAAGCUCGAGUACGAAAUGCUUCGCGCGCGACGGGCGGUUGUACUGUAAGGAGGACCAUGCACAG
Messenger RNA from Mesorhabditis spiculigera, 408 nucleotides. NCBI's taxonomy places the organism in Eukaryota, Metazoa, Nematoda, Chromadorea, Rhabditida, Rhabditidae. The record is from the annotation of a GenBank genome assembly.